AUGACUGAAAUUCAUAUUGUUGAAAAUGGAUCUGAAGAUGCGAUGGAAGCCUCGAUAGAACAAACUGAUAACAGCUCCGACUUCGUUAACAAUGAAACUGCAAACGACUAUCAAAGAUUUUCUGAACACCAGACACUCGAACAAAAUGAACAGUCGUUUUAUUGUCAUACUUGCAAAAUUAAAUUUGAAAAGGAGCGGUAUUUUAAAACCCAUAUGAAUAUACAUGAGGAAAUUACUGUUAAACAGUUGUAUACAACGUGCUGCUCUGCAAAAUGUUCGUCUAUGUAUCAUCUGUUUCUUCAUAAACGUAAAAAACACGAUAUGUUUAAGAAUAUAAAACGAUUAAAAUACGCGUGUACGAAGUGUAACAGAUUCUUUGCACAUAAUUCGACUUGGGAGAAUCAUAGUAAGAAUAAGUGCCCCAAUAUGACCGAUAAGUGUUGCAAAUAUUGCAAAGCAAAGUUCACGACCAAAUUGAUACUCCACUUGAAGAAGAAACAUCAAAAUAUUUUCUUAGAGCACAAGUGCAAUCGCUGCUAUGCGAUUUUCAAAGAAAAAUUGGAUCUAGUAGAACAUAUACGAGAGAUCCACGAUUUAGAGUCGCCCAAUGAACUCAAUACAAAAGAAAAAUAUGUCUGCAAAUUAUGUGGCAAGAAGUUCAACUCUUCUAGGUUGUGGAAAAAUCAUGAAAGAAUACACACGGUUGCUCUAAGAUAA
Molecule: messenger RNA, 717 nt
Organism: Wasmannia auropunctata (little fire ant)
Lineage: Eukaryota; Metazoa; Arthropoda; Insecta; Hymenoptera; Formicidae
Product: zinc finger protein 260-like
Exons: 1
Coding region: 1-717 (238 amino acids)
Biological process (GO): regulation of transcription by RNA polymerase II
Cellular component (GO): nucleus
Molecular function (GO): DNA-binding transcription factor activity, RNA polymerase II-specific; RNA polymerase II transcription regulatory region sequence-specific DNA binding
Source: RefSeq, a predicted model, not a curated record